GUGGUAGAGAAAAGAGUAUAAUUAUUUAUAAUUUUGGGAGGGAUCUUGUGCAAUUCUUCUCCCUUCUUCCCAAAACGCGAAGAGGAAUCUAUUCCCUUCUUCUCCUUCUUCUUCUUCCUCUUCCUCUUCCUCCUCCUCCUCCUCCUCUUCUACGUGUUCUAACCCAAGCGGAAAAACCUAGGCUUCAGUGUAUUAUUGGAGUAAGAUAAGUUGUUGCAGAGAUGUCUGAUGAAGGAAGAGUACACCCUGAUUGUAGAAAUGCUUCUAAUCCUUAUCAUGAAUGUAGCGAGUACUGCUUUAAAGUAAUAGCUGAAUUGAAAGCCCGGAGUCAGAAAAACGAGCCAGUUCCCACUUCAUCAGAAACUGUACAAGCUGGUCGAAGUAGUGGUUCUUCCAGUUUUGUGCCUCCUGAUGAGUAUGAAGAUCUUCAUGAUGAAAAGCCUGAUGAAGAAGGGCACAGUGAUGGUGAUCUUGACAAAUUUAGUGGCGAGGAAAAUGUGGAAGGAGACUUCACAAAGCUCACGGGGAGGAAGAAGAAAUUGUUUGAAAUUAGGCUUAAGAUGAAUGAGGCUCGGAAAGCUAAUCAAACAGCAAUUGCUGCUGAGAAAAAGAAAAUGGAACCUCCAUCAGAAUCAAGAGGCAUUUCUAAACAAAAGUGGCUUGAGGAUCGGAAGAAGAAAAUUGGGAAGCUUUUGGAUGCAAAUGGCUUGGAUAUGACAAAAGCAUAUAUGUUAGAUACACAAGAGGCAGCAGAAAACAAAUAUAAGAAAUGGGAGAAGGAUCCAGCUCCCUAUGGAUGGGAUGUCUUUAACCAGAAAACGUUGUAUAAUGCAUACAAAAAGAGGACGAAGAAUGUAAAUAUUGACCUUGAGGAAUAUAAUAAAAUGAAAGAAUCUGAUCCUGAGUUCUACCGUGAGGCUUCAAGUCUUCAGUAUGGAAAGGCACCUAAGAUUUCAGAGGAUAAGAUUGACAAUAUGGUGAAAGAACUCAAAGACCGAGAUGAGAAGCGAAAGUCGUUUAGCCGUAGGAGGAAGUUCCAUGAAGACAAGGAUAUCGAUUCCAUCAAUGACCGUAAUGAGCAUUUCAACAAAAAGAUUGAGCGGGCCUUUGGUAGAUACACUCUGGAGAUCAAAAACAAUCUUGAGCGAGGAACUGCCUUACCUGAUUAAGGAUUUUCAAGGAAGAUCGGAAUUCUAGUAGUUGGGAGUAUCUAAAGCCUUUCUUCUUUAGUUUCGAAAAGAAGUUAUUUCUGUAAAAGAUUUCUGGCAAAGCUACAUAAUUCUCCUUUUAAGUGAAGAGAAAAUUGUAAGGUCACAUGUCUUAGAUUGCAAUGUACCAUGUAGCAAUAUAUUUGACAAUAGCAACUUACUUUGAUUGUGUUUCUUUCAUUGUGAAUACCUUUGUUUCAACAAGUACGAAUUAACCCAAACAAAGGAUAUCAUUUUUUCUCCCCCUUCUUAACAAAUAUAGUAAAGAACGAGUAAUUUUGACUUA
Molecule: messenger RNA, 1494 nt
Organism: Cucumis sativus (cucumber)
Lineage: Eukaryota; Viridiplantae; Streptophyta; Magnoliopsida; Cucurbitales; Cucurbitaceae
Product: pre-mRNA-splicing factor syf2
Exons: 7
Coding region: 222-1169 (315 amino acids)
Cellular component (GO): catalytic step 2 spliceosome; Prp19 complex; post-mRNA release spliceosomal complex
Source: RefSeq, a predicted model, not a curated record